Callithrix jacchus (white-tufted-ear marmoset) is the source of this 4757-nucleotide messenger RNA. It is a transcript of the gene ZNF747, whose product is annotated as zinc finger protein 747. Gene Ontology annotation, biological process: regulation of transcription by RNA polymerase II. Gene Ontology annotation, molecular function: DNA-binding transcription factor activity, RNA polymerase II-specific; RNA polymerase II transcription regulatory region sequence-specific DNA binding. Lineage: Eukaryota; Metazoa; Chordata; Mammalia; Primates; Cebidae. The record is from RefSeq and is a predicted model, not a curated record. Gene Ontology annotation, cellular component: nucleus.
CCGGCGCGUGUAGCCGCCGCGGCCAUUUUGGAUUAGGGCAAGGAGAGAACGCGGCCCAGAACGCGGUGGGGGGCGUCGUCUUGGGCACAAUUGCGCAGGGGCAAAGGUCGAGCGGUCCCGCUGCCGCAGUUUUUUUGAAGACAUCAUCCAAUUCUGGUUAUGGACUCGCAGCCAUUGAACCUUAGUUUCCAUCCCCUCUAGUGGGGGCUCUAGUGACUUCCCUCCUUCCCUUAGGCCCGGGCCGAGGAGGCAUUUUCGGGCUCCGGAGGUUACGCAGGCCAAGGCCCGGCGAAGGGAGGCGACCGAUCCGUCGCCGGCGCUGACAGUCCCCAUGGCGCCGCCUCUGGCCCCGCUCCCUUCCUGGGACUCAAACAGGGCGGGGCCCGAGUGCAGGAAGCCUGGGGCCGUGAGCUUCGGGGACGUGGCCGUGUACUUCUCCCGAGAGGAGUGGGGCUGUCUGCGCCCCGCGCAGAGGGCCCUGUACCGGGACGUGAUGCGGGAGACCUACAGCCACCUGAGUGCGCUCGGUGAGAGUCCCACCUGCUCGCCUGGGCCCUGCGCCCCCACAAGCCCUGCCGCGCCUCAGGGAGCUGCGCGUGGAGUUGGGGUCCCCGCGGCCGGGCAGGCGGCUUUCCCCGCAGCGUGGGAAUUUGCGUUCUUCUUCCCGAGGAGUCGGAGGCAGCAUGCAGGCGCUCAUCUCCUGGGUGAAGUAGGAGGCCGAACUGUGGGGUCCGGCUGCCCAGGAUCCGGAGGUGGCGAAGCGUCCGACAGAAGCGGACCCAGCAGAUUCCAGAAACAAGGAAGAGGAAAGACAAAGGGAAGGGACCGGAGCCCUGGAGAAACCCCUCCCUGUGGCCACCGGGCCUCCUGGGCUGAAGGCUCCCCAAGCCCCCUUUGGCUGGUUGGAGCAGCCAUCCAAGGUGCGGUGCCGGAAUCACCCCCGCUUCUUUGCCCACCCCCCUGUCCCACGAGCGGACCAGCGUCAUGGCUGCUACGUGUGCGGGAAGAGCUUCGCCUGGCGCUCCACGCUGGUGGAGCACAUCUAUAGCCACAGGGGCGAGAAGCCCUUCUACUGCGCCGACUGCGGCAAGGCCUUCAGUCACUCUUCCUCCUUGAGCAAACACCGGGCUAUCCAUCGUGGGGAGCGGUCCCACCGCUGUCCCGAGUGUGGCCGGGCCUUCCUGCGUCGCACAGCGCUGACUUUGCACCUGCGCAUCCACACAGGGGAGAAACCCUACAGCUGCCCGCAGUGUGGCCGCUGCUUCGGCCUGAAGACAGGCAUGGCCAAACACCAGUGGGUCCAUCGGCCUGGGGGCGGUGGGCGCAGGGGCCGGCUCCCUGGGGGGCUGUCUGUGACCCUGACCCCUGGCCAUGGGGACCUGGACCUGCCUGUGGGCUUCCAGUUAUACCCACAGAUAUUCCAGGAGUGUGGGUGACCAGGUGUGAUCUAGACAUUGAGGGAGUCCUGAGAUGGGCUCAGGGGCCGAACCUCUGCAGCAGCCUGCAGGGAGGUCCUAGAAUCCGCGGCAAGAGCUGGCUCUGGGGUGCAGACAGUCUCAUCUUGGGCUCUCAGCAGCCUCCUCUGCCAGAGGCUUGCUCCCAGCUGUCCUGGGCUCUCGAAGGCCCCCUUUGCUGAGGCAGGGCUGAGGUGAGAACCCCCCAGACCUCUAUAAGGGGAAGCAAAAGCUGUUUCUCAGCCCAGAGAUGCUAACAGGAUUGAGGUUGAGAAGAACCUUGUUUUACCUAUUGUCUUUCUUUUUCUUUUUUAAUUUUUUGAGAUGGAGUUUUGCUCUUGUUGCCCAGGCUGAAGUGCAAUAGUGUGAUCUCACUGCAACCUCCUCCUCUUGGGUUCAAGUGAUUCUCCCUUCCACAGCCUCCCAAGUAGCUGGGAUUACAGGCACCUGCCACUAUGCCCAGGUAAUUUUUUUGUAUUUUUAGUAGAGACAGGGUUUUACCAUGUUGGUCAGGCUGGUCUCAAACUUCUGACCUCAGGUGCUCCACCUGCCUCGGCCUCCCAAAGUGUUGUGAAUACAGGAGUGAGCCAACUCGCCUGGACUUUUCUUAUUCUUUAACCCUCCUAGAACACAAUACCCAUUGUUUGUUUGUUUAUUUUAUUUAUUUAUUUAUUUUGAGACAGAGUCUUGCUCUGUCACCAGGUUCCAGGCUGGAGUGCAGUGGCUCACCACCUCCGAGAUUCAAGCAAUGCUCCUGCCUCAGCUUCCCAAGUAGCUGGAACUAUAGGCACACACCACCAUGCCCAGCUUUUUUUUUUUUUUUUUUUUUUUUAAGUAGAGACGGGGUUUCACCAUGUUGGCCAGGAUGGUCUCGAUCUCUUGACUUUGUGAUUCAUCUGCCUUGGCCUCCCAAAAUGCUGGGAUUACAGGCGUGAGCCACUGUGCCCGGCUAUUUAUUUAUUUUUAAGACAGCAUCUUGCUCCAUCACUCAGGCUGGAAUGCAGUGGUGUGAACUGGGCUCACUGCAGCCUAGACCUGCUGGGCUCAAGGAAUCCUCCAGCCCCAGUCUCCCAGAUGGCUGAGACUACAGGUGAACAACACUACGCCCAGCUAAUUUUUAAAUUUUUUAGAGAGAUGGAGUUCCCACUAUGUUGCUCAGGCUGGUCUCAAACCCCUGGGUUCAAGCAAUUUGCCCACUUUGGCCUCCUGAAGUGCUGGGAUCACAGGUGUGAGCUAUCACACUGGCCUCCAUUGUGUUUUUACUGCACAAGUUAAAAAAACCAGUGGCCCCAUACUGGAUCUGGCCUGCAGUUACUGUAUUGAUUUGGGCCCAGGCAGUGUUUUUAAGUGAUAUAAAUUAAUGGUGAAGGUUUAAAAGAAUAUUUUGCACCAAAAUCCAGGUUUCUGGCAUCUCUUGAAAAGUCCAAAGACUUAGCAGCUCCACCGAGGCUCCCAUAAAAUCGCAGUUGUUGGGAGUUGGGUCGGAGCCAGAACUCCCAACUUCCUGUGGCCCAGCCACUCAUCCCAUCAGCUCCUGACCAAGCAACACUUGCCAUUCAUCAUGGCUUGCUUUUAGUGUUUUUGACAUUUAUCUUAAAGUACAGCAAAGAAGAAAGGGAGGUAUUUCUUGAACCCAUGUCUCUGCUAAAACAGGCCUUGCAUCUUUCCUGUCUUUAGGUAUGAGCCAUCUUUACUGUCUGUCUUUUAAGUAUGUGCCAUCAUGGGUAGAAGGGGCUAGGCCAGGAACACCUGGUGUUAGAUUUGUAGCCAGCAGCAACAAUACCCAUCUGUAUUCCCAAGCUCUGCAUGGAAUCCCCUCCCCAUCACCUCACUACUCCAUUCCAUCUACCACUAAUUCCUCUGUGGGCAGAGUCCAGCCAUGGGCAGCUCCUGCCCUGCUUCUGGUCAGGACAACACCUGCCCGAGGGGAGCAACGGCCUGUGACCUCUUUGGCCUGUGCGCCCUGGCCUCUCUGGCCUACCCAGGGAGGAAGAAACCCGAUUUACCACCUGAAAGGAGAUAGAGGUUUUGGUGAAAAGACACUGUUCAGGUGCCAAGUGAAGUAAUGAACUGAUUCAUUCCAACCUCUUCUCCAAUCUGAGCCCACCAAGGUCUGCCCUCUCUGAGCUUUUCAGGGGUGGGUUGACUUGUGUGCCACCUUAUCACAGGAGCUCAUGGGUUUGGAAGAGGCACCUUGGCAGUAGGAGCUACCUUUGUACCAGGUUUUAAUUCCCAGUGUAGCUCCCAGUCCCCUCCCCUAACCCUCAGCACAGCCCAGGGCAAGCCCAGACUGACAGCCAGAUCUUGGCCCUGAGUUUGCCAAUUAAAGGUGCCAUGAUUACUAUCUCAAGGUCUCUGAGUGCUUUGAAGGUUGCAAAGCUUUUUUAGAGCCCAGAAGCCAGAUCUGACUCCUCUGUUUCCUGCUCUCAUGACCCAACUUUCCACCAUUUCAUCAAUUUUUUUAGUGUUGUGAAAGCUUUAAGCCUCUGCCCACCCCAUUCUCAGCUCCUCAGUUCGUAGCAUAGAUAUUUCCACCUAGAGGAAGGGCCUGGCUGAGUCUUUUAAAAAUGUAGCUACUCCCACCGGGCAUGGUGGCCCACGCCUGCAGUCCCAGCACUUUGGGAGGCCAAGGCAAGUCGAUCACCUGAGGUCGGGAGUUCAAGACCAGCCUGACCAACAUGGUGAAACCCCGUCUCUACUAAAAUUACAAAAAUUAGCUGGGUGUGGUGGCAUGCAUAUGUAGUCCCAGCUACUCAGGAGGCUGAGGCAGGAGAAUCGCUUGGACCCGAGAGGUGGAGGUUGCAAUGAGCCGAGAUUGCACCACUGCACUGCAGCCUGGGUGAGAGUGAGACUUUGUCUCAAAAAAAAAAAAAAAAAAAAAAAAAAAAAGUAGCUGCUCCCUGGGCUCUGUUCCUCAUCUAUUAAAUCAGAAUCUCCAGGGGUGGAAUUUUAUGCCUGUGAAAGUUUGAGAGAACCACUGCUGGGAACAAAACAUUAUUUUUCUAACUGCUCUUAAUUUUGCAAGAGUAGUGGUUGGUCCCAGGGCAUAUACAAAGUCCUCCAUUUCUCUGUCCUUCCCAAAGAAAGAACAGCAGGGCACAUGGGGUGAGAAGAGGCACCUUGGCAGUAGGAGCUACCUUUGUACCAGGUUUUAAUUCCCCGUGUACAUCCCAGUCCCCUCCCCUAACCCUCAGCACACCCUGGGGAAAGCCCAGCUUGCAACAUCAGUUUUCAGCCCAGACUGACAAGAUCUCUGGCAGAUAUUGGCCCUGAAUUUGCCAAUUAAAGGUGCCAUGAUUAAUA